Messenger RNA from Entamoeba dispar SAW760, 3912 nucleotides. RefSeq names its product protein serine/threonine kinase, putative. The transcript has a single exon. Gene Ontology annotation, molecular function: ATP binding; protein kinase activity. The coding region runs from base 1 to 3912 and encodes 1303 amino acids. The record is from RefSeq and is a predicted model, not a curated record. Lineage: Eukaryota; Evosea; Mastigamoebida; Endamoebidae. Gene Ontology annotation, biological process: protein phosphorylation.
AUGACUAACUACUUACUGUUAUUCUUUUUCAUUUCAUUUUGUAUUGGUGAGGUUUGUAAAAAAGCGGAUGGGAAUGAUAUUAUAAUCACUGUAAAUCCGAAAUGUACUGGUUCUACUUCAAUUUCAAAUGAAUUAGAAGGAGAUUAUACUAAAUAUUCAUUAGUUACUAUUUUAAUGAAUAACAAUACUGGAGAACUUUAUUUUGGUUCAACAAAUCCAUUUAAAGCAAAUAAAAUUAUUGCAAAAUUAGAAUAUUCAUCCCUAACUUAUAAACUCAGCUUUAGAAGUAUUAAAACAAACUUUGAACUUGAAUUAAUCAGUAACUCUUAUUCGUUUAAAAAUGUUCAAUUUAUUUUCUAUAAUGGAAAUAGUCCAACAAGAAUAAUUGGAGGUGUUGAUGAGUUGUGGGUUAAUGGAAGUGAUACUUAUAAUUAUAAUUAUCAUUUACCUAUUCAACGUACUUAUAUUAAUUCAAAUCCUACUAAUUUAAAAUUUAGUUCUAAUAAUGGUAUACAAUAUUUAAUAUCAUCAUAUGAAGGGUCAAUCAAUCAAGUAACACCAAAAUCAUUAAAUGAUAAAUAUUUUAAUCAAACAUGUGGUGGAAUGAUUCGUUAUUUUAGUUAUAAUAAUAUUGAAAUUCAUGAUAUAACAACAGAAUGUAAUCAUCAAAUUAAAAAAGGUGAUGAAGAUGAUUUCAGUUCAUUUAUUGUUACUACCACUGUAUCUUUAUCUAAUUAUAAUUAUCUACUGUCAUUAUCAACAAAUAAUUAUAUUAUUAGAAACAACUAUGAUUCAUCAAAGACUCAUACAGUAUAUACAUAUCCUAAUCAAUGGUUAAAAUAUGAAUCAACAAACCAAACAAAAUUCAAUAUUUAUAGAAAGAAAGAACCAUAUCAAAGAAUUGAAUUUAGUUUAACAAUUGAACAAUCAAAUGAAGGAACAACAUUAAUUAAAGAAAUAGAAAAUAAUGAUAAAUCAAUUUCAACACUAAUUAUUUCUUCUUCAAAACAUUUAUCUUUUUCAAAUGAUAUCAAAUUUUCAAGAACAACAUCAACAACAAAUAAAAGUCAAAUAAUGAUUGUUGGAAUGAAAGGUGUUACAUUUAGUAAUGGUAAGAAUGAUUAUCAUUGUGAUACAAUGAUUUACAAAGAAGAAACAAGAGAAUGUAUUGAAUGUGAAUAUGGAUAUUAUUUAAAUUCAAACAAAGAAUGUCAAAUUGGUUCACAUUGUAAUAAAACAAAUGAACAAAAUCAUUGUAUUGAAUGUGAAUAUGGAUAUUAUAUUAAUUUAAAUACAAAAACAUGUGAAGAAUUCAAAAAUGGAUGUAAAAUUGGAAAUGAAACAUAUUGUUAUCAAUGUAAAGAAGGAUAUAUUAAAGAAAAAGGAGAAUGUAAAGAAAUUGAUAAUAAAUGUAAUAAAUCAGAAAGAAAUUAUUGUUUAAAAUGUUCAAAUGGAUAUAAAAUAGAAAAUAAUCAAUGUAAUGGAGAUAAAGAAGAUCAAUGUUAUUAUGAAGGAAAUACGUGUGUGUCAUGUUCAAAUAAAUAUACAUUAAAUAAUGGAAAAUGUUCAAAUAAAGAAAAUCGAAAUGGAAAGAAUGAAGAAAUAUAUUGUGAAAAUGGAAAAUACAUUAAUAAUAAUAAAUGUAUAGAAUGUUCAAAAUCAGAAAUAUGUCAAACAAAUGAUAUUGAAAUAAAAUGUAAAUAUGAAGAAUAUUUAGAUAAUAAUAAAUGUAUAAAUAAAACAUGUGAAGAAGAUAUGAUAAAAGAUCAAAAUGGAAAAUGUAAUAAUAAUAAUAAUAUUCAAAAUUGUUUAAAUAAAUCAUAUGUUAAUGGAAAAUGUGUUGAAUGUUUAAAUACAUAUUCACCUAAUUUGAAGGGAGAAUGUAUCAAUACAAAAAUAGAAUAUUGUGAAGAACAAAAUGGAUAUGGAUGUAAAAGAUGUGAAGAAGGAUAUUAUUUAACAAAAGAUAAGAAAUGUUUAAAAUGUGAUAGUAAUUGUGAAACAUGUUAUGGAACACCUACAUAUUGUAUGAGUUGUUCUAAUGAUAAAUAUUUAAGAAAUGAUAAAACAUGUCAAUCAAAUGAAGAAUUAAAUGGAACGUGUUUACAAAUAUUGCAAGAUGGAAGUGGAUGUGGAAUAUGUAAUAAAGGAUAUUAUAGAAAUGGGAAAGGAUGUUCAAAAUGUGGAAAAGAAUGUUUAACAUGUAAUCAAAAAGAUAAAUGUAUAAUAUGUGGAGAAGGAUAUUUUAUGAGUUCAACAGGAAUAUGUAAAUCAACAACAACAAUUAAAGGAUGUAAAGGAGAAAUAGAUAAAGAAUAUGGAUGUAGAGAAUGUUUAACAGGAUAUUAUUUAAUAAAUAAAGAAUGUUCAAAAUGUGGAAAACAAUGUAUAACAUGUUUAAAUGAGAAAGAAUGUAAUAAAUGUGAAGAUGAAUAUAUAAUAAUAAAUAAAGAAUGUAUUCAUUAUUCAAAUAUUAAUAAAUGUAAAGAAACAAAAAAUAAUAAAUGUUCAAAAUGUUCAUUUUGGUAUGAAAUCAAUGAAGAAGGAACAAAAUGUAAUAAAGAAAUCGUAUGGUGGAUGAUAAUGAUAAUUAUCAUCAUUAUACUUAUUAUCAUCAUUACAAUAAUUAUAAUUAUAAUAACAAUGAUUAAUUACAUUAUAAAACGCAAAGAAAAGAAAGAACAAGAGAAAACAACAACAAUAUUUAAAAUUUCACAAUCAAAUAUCAAAUUCAUAUCACUUGGAGAUGGAAUCAUAACAAAUAAAAAAGAAAUAGAAAUAGGAGAAGGAGAAAAAAUUGAAGUAAAUAAAGAAAUCAGAGAAUUAAUAUGUAUUGGAAAUGAGAAGAAAGAAAAAAAGAAAAUACAAAUAAGUAGUAAAGAAGAAAAUGAAAAAUAUUCAAUUAGAACAAACCCAAAUAUCAUUACAAUUGAAGGAGGAUAUGCAUGUGAAUUUGAGAUAUUCAUUAUAAUCAAAUGUACUACUAAAAUUAAAGAACAAAUAAUGAUAAUUAGUAAAACACUUAAUAAAACACAAGAAGAAAUAAUUAAAAGUAUUUCAAUUAAAGGAGAAACACAAAUAUCAACACGACUUGAUCCAGAUGAAAUAAAAGAAGAACAUAAAAUAGGAGAAGGAUCAUUUGGAAUCGUAUAUAUAGGAGAAUUUAGAGGGAAUCAAGUAGCAAUUAAGAAAAUAAAACAAAUUGAAGAAAAUGAAAAUAAAAUGAAAGAAUUUGAGAAAGAAGUAAUGAUGUUAGAUAAAUUUCGAAGUGAAUAUAUCAUUCAUUUUUAUGGAGCAGUAUUUAUUCCUAAUAAAAUAUGUAUGGUAACAGAAUAUGCAAAAUAUGGAUCAAUACAAGAUUUAAUUAAUAAAAGAACAAACACAGAAAUACCAAAUAAAAUAAGAAUUAAAUUCAUGCUCGAUGGAGCAAAAGGAAUUUCAUAUCUUCAUUCAAAUGGAAUACUACAUCGAGAUAUUAAACCAGAUAAUUUUCUUGUUGUAACAAUUGAUGAUAAUAUUGGAGUUAAUUGUAAAUUAACAGAUUUUGGAGCAUCAAGAAACAUUAAUAUGAUGAUGACAAAUAUGACAUUCACAAAAGGGAUAGGAACACCAAAAUACAUGGCACCAGAAAUAUUAAAUCGAGAACAUUAUAAAAUGGAAUCAGAUAUAUAUUCAUAUUCAAUAACAAUGUUACAAAUCAUUACAUGGGAAGAUCCAUUUCCUAAAACAGAAUUUAAAUUUCCAUGGGAUAUUGCAAAUACAAUCACAACAGGUAAACGACCACCAAUAAUACAAGAAGUUAAAGAAGAUAUUAAAGAAAUUAUUGAAAAAACAUGGAAACAAGAACCAAAAGAAAGAAUAACGAUAAAAGAAGUAGUAAGAAUGUUAGAAAGAAUUCAGAGUAAUAAUUGA